Messenger RNA from Acromyrmex echinatior (Panamanian leafcutter ant), 1997 nucleotides. RefSeq lists its product as uncharacterized. Lineage: Eukaryota; Metazoa; Arthropoda; Insecta; Hymenoptera; Formicidae. Gene Ontology annotation, molecular function: DNA-binding transcription factor activity; RNA polymerase II cis-regulatory region sequence-specific DNA binding. The record is from RefSeq and is a predicted model, not a curated record. Gene Ontology annotation, biological process: regulation of transcription by RNA polymerase II. Gene Ontology annotation, cellular component: nucleus.
UCAUUCAAUUUUUUGAAGGACUACAUUAGAAGUAAAAACAAAAAAUAAUUUGAUAAUCAAAGAAAAUGAAGAUCCUGCCAUUAGCUAUAAAAAUAUAAAGAUCCAUGACAAAACUACCGAAUCUACAAAUCAUAUAAGAAAAUGCAGACAUUACGGAUCUGUGAAUGGGAAUGUCCAACGACAGGUUUUCUGCAGAAACCUCUAACAGUGACUGGCAGGGCUUCCAAGCCAUAAAGCAUCGAUGGCGAGCGGCGGCUUGCGCUGAAGCUGCGCGCCGUUACCGGGACGACCAGAGAGGGCUGGACCAGCACUAUAGCGCGUUUCCAUAGGGAGAGGAAACGAGGGUUGCAAAGAGGAGGUGUGGGUAAACGCAGUGGUGUGCAUCCGGGGGAUAGGCCAUCGUCGAGAAUUUCACAGAGAUGGAGUUUCUGCAGAAUCAUCACGCGGUUAACACCUCCGAGCCGCCGUAUACCCUCGGCACAGGUUCUGUGGAUAGCAUCGAGGCAACUAUCUCAUCUAGCUUCUGUUCUGGAUCACUAGGGGUGCUUUCGUGCGCUGCUCUGCAGGGCACGCUGCGCUUGCAGGACCUGCAGAGUUCGCCAACUAAUAUCAGUGUUGACCAGAGCCAACAAUUUCCAACUUCUAGUCAGGUCGUGAGCGAAUUCGGUGGUAGCUUUUGGGUUGACGACAUGGCAGGUUUUUCUCUACCCCCGUUGGACCUGGACCCUUUGCCUCCAGGAUUGUUUAGUCCAUGCUCAGGAACGUACAACUGGGGCUGCUCACGUAGUGAAUGCGUGCCAAGGACGAACAAUGGUGCGAAUGGCGAGGGCGUUGCCGAUGUUCUUUUAUCCCUGAAGCAUGCGGUAGUACAUCCCGCAAGUCCGACGGCUGGCUAUUAUACCACUGGCGCCGGUUCCGCCGCAGCUCAUCAUUACUCGCAGGACUAUGUGCAAAAUUUAGGCCCGUCGGUUCCAGGUCCAGGUCACUACGGUUCUGCAUCCGCUGCCAUGUCUGUCAAUGUGUCGAUGAACAUGACUAUGAACAUGAAUAUGCAUUCUGGCUACGAACAAAGUUAUUCGUCAGCGUGGGGCGUGGAACCUCUUCUAAGUCCCGCCCCUCAGUACAGCAAUCCGGUGGAGGUGGCGGCGCAAACGACGGCGAGGGUGAAUCAAGGCGCGCCGACCAAUAGCGGUCUGAUCGGUCAUCCCCAUUCCCACCCCCAGUCACAUCACAGUGGUGGCCGAGUACAACUCGGGAGUGAACACACAAUUUGUGUAAAUACCACAGGUCCAGCCGCGGGCGGCAUCACCCUCGAAGAUAAUGGCAGACCCAAUCUGUGCAGAAUUUGCGGCAAAUCAUAUGCCAGACCUAGUACUCUCAAAACUCACCUGCGCACCCAUUCUGGAGAGAAGCCAUUCAGGUGUCACGCGUGCUCGAAGGCAUUUAGUCAAGCGGCGAACCUAACCGCGCACGCGAGAACGCAUUCUGGUGAAAAACCUUUCCGAUGUCCAGUGUGUGAUAGGAGAUUUUCACAAAGCAGUUCAGUAACCACGCAUAUGAGGACGCACUCAGGUGAACGGCCCUACAGGUGUCGAUUCUGCAAGAAAGCAUUCUCUGACAGCUCGACACUUACCAAGCAUCUGCGUAUACACUCCGGUGAGAAACCAUAUCAGUGUAAACUGUGUCUGCUUAGAUUCAGUCAAAGUGGUAAUCUCAAUAGGCACAUGAGAGUCCAUGGCGGUUCCCUGACGUGACACAAUCCUUCUGUACCAGUACAAUCUGCGAUGACGAUAAUUGACGACAGUAGUGCUGCACAUUCAUUGUCCAGAUGCUGUCGAAUACCUGUGAUUCGAUUAGGAACAAACUCGCCGGAAAAGUAAAACGCAGAAGCAACCUCCAAUAUAUAUUAUUUAGUCGAUAUCGGUUUAAUUUAUUAAUUUAAUACAUAUUUAAAAAACAACCUAAAUAAAAAAAUUGUUGCGAAUAAACAUGAGUAA